Xiphias gladius (swordfish) is the source of this 2012-nucleotide messenger RNA. RefSeq names its product cdkn1a interacting zinc finger protein 1b (gene ciz1b). Gene Ontology annotation, molecular function: zinc ion binding; nucleic acid binding. The transcript has 14 exons. Gene Ontology annotation, cellular component: nucleus. The record is from RefSeq and is a predicted model, not a curated record. Bases 517 to 1800 code for a protein of 427 amino acids. Lineage: Eukaryota; Metazoa; Chordata; Actinopteri; Istiophoriformes; Xiphiidae.
GGAGCUAAAUUAAAGCGUAAAUAAAUGAAAUGCUGCUUCUUUGCUCUAACAAUAGCUCUGUAUGUAACAUCUGACGAAGAGCCAGGAGAAAUAAAACACCGAAGUCAGUCUCCGUUUGCUUGGAACAGCCGCUUGAUCCAGCUAACGUUAGCCAAACCAGUGGACGUGCGAGUUCUAUCUUAGAAUUAGGCGAAUUCAAAGUUUGUUCCAUUAUCAACACAGUAACAGCCCAUAUUUAACAUAAAUUAAGAUAUUUUAGAAAUCGGCAAAUACCACUUUUAAAUUCGGCUUAGAUGUCAAACAGCGAAUAUCGUAUUUCAACUACAUUUUCACUUUAGUUCGGUUUAAUUCACGGAAGAGGCGAAAGUCGUCGCCUGAGACUUAGGGACCGAGGAGAUGGCUCCUUUUCAAAUUGAAUAAUAUCUCAACGGAGUUCUUUACACAGCAAACUCACUUGUUUAUAAAGGGUCAGUGUUGGUGCCCGGAGGUCAAAGGUCAACUGCUGCAGCCUUCAUCAUGGUCAGACAGCAUCGGAGGACAGACAGGUGUUUUCUACCUGCGGCAGGUAACAGCGUGGCGCAGGUUCGAUUCCCUGUUGGCACCAUACAGAGGAGACAGCGUCCGUCUCACCAGGUGACAGGCAGGAAGUGGGCGGGCUCAGGGACAGGAAGUGCUGACAGCCGGCAGUACUGCAGCAGCUCCACCACCACAGAAGAAGAGAGAAGAGAUGAACGUGGAGACCUGGUACCCGGAGGUUCAGGAGAGUCAAAGAGGGCGAGAUUGGGAAGACCUGAGGAGUCUGCAGCUCUGGUCCCGGGGUCAUGUGGUCAACCAGCAACUGAGAGCUGCUCCACAGGAGCAGACGGUGUUUCGUCCAGAGUUCCUCCUGCUGUCCAGCAGGGGUCAGCAGAGCACAGUGAGGACAGCAGAGCAGCUGAGCUGCAGAGUGUGGGGUCAUUAAAGGUCACCAUCCAGCGGAGCAGUGAGAGCAGAGAGUUUGGACAGACGGACAGGACAGCAGACAGACAGACAGGUGGACUCCACUGUCACGUCUGUAACCUCACCUGUCGCUCUCUGCAGGUGUUUCACGAACACAUGUCAGGAGCAGAACACGUGAAGAAACUGCAGGAGAUCACGCACUCAAUCUGCCUCAAUACACACACACUGCAGGACAGGGGGCGUCGGCCUGACCCUCAGCACUGGUGCGACACCUGUCAGACCCACUUUAGUGGUGAUGUCAUCAUCCACCGACGGACAAAACAACACAAGAUGUGCAAACAGCUGUGUCGUCCCUUCUGUCCGGUGUGUAAACGUCACUUCAGGACUCCCAGGAAGUUUGUGGAGCACAUGAAGUCUCAAGAACACAAACAGCAGGUGCACCUGCAGGACGCUCAAGAGGAGGAGCUGAUCACUGUGGACGCUGUCGGCUGCUUCCAGGAGGAGGAGGAGGAGGAGGAGGAGGAGGAGGAGGAAGCAGCAGUAGCUGAUGAUGAAGAAGAAGAGGAUGAUGUACGAAAAGAGGCAACAGAGGACAGAGUGUGUGAGACAGGUGACACAGAGGCGUAUGACCCCCACAUCACAUACGGAAGCAGUUUUGUGGCUCCCGUGUCUGGUUUCCUGUGUCGACUCUGUAACAAGUUUUUCCACAGAGAGACCACAGCACGACACACACACUGCAGGACGCACACACACUACCUCAACUUGCAGAGCCACAGAGCUCAGAGGAGAAACUCCGACAGUGAAGGAGAGACGAGGCGAGAGGAGAAACAUGACGCCGAGGACACAGCUGCUCCGACCUGACCUGCUCAGACCGUAUCCCACAAUGCAUCUGUGUAUCCAGGUGAUGGACCGAUGACGAUGUCAUCCUACUGUCUGAUGCACGUGAAGCACAAAACACAUUUUUUGUUCAUGUGCAGUAUUUUCAUCUGCUACAUGUGUUCGACCCAUCGACAGCUGGAAAACAACUGAACUAUCUAAUCAAAGCUCGCCAUCAUUAAACAGGUCGGCUCACA